GCUGCAUCAGCUAGACGUCAUACGUUGAGAAACGUAGGCGGUCGAUAAAAACGCGAAAGCAGCGCAUUUAUUCUCUGUGCGCGUUACAUAAUUAGAAAAUUUUUGUGUUUCAUCAUUGAUAUCAAAUUGUAGCGUGUACCGAGGGAUUACAGUAAGACAAAUAGAGACGGAAGAAGAGAGAGAUAGAUUUCGUCGUGUUGCUGUAGCUGCAGCGGCAAACGCAACUGAGCUUUAUCGCUCUUAGAGCGAGACAUCAAACGCAGCAGAUUUUCGUCGCAACAUUUAUAAAUAUUGCACGGGAAAAAUGGUGUACAUUAACGUCGCCGUUUGCCUGUCAGUUCUUCUGCUUGUGAUCGGAUUAUCCGUGGGGCUAAGCAUAAACACCUUUAAAGGGCGAGAUGCUCUCGACUCGGCGCCUCUUAUCGAUGGCCACAACGAUUUACCGUACAAUUUUUAUAAGAUUUUGAACAAUCGCUUAUCGGACUUUCGUUUCGAGAGCAAUCUAAGUAACGACGACGUCUGGGGAAAAACCGCUUGUUCCUCGUGCUUUACCGAUCUGCCUCGUUUGAUUGAGGGAAAAGUGGGUGGACAGUUCUGGGUGGCGUACGUAUCGUGCGCAUCGCAAUACAAGGAUUCGCUACAGCUGACGUUACGACAGAUCGAUGCGAUUCGGCGAUUCAUUCAGCGAUAUCCGAACAACCUGCAAUUGGUCACCGCCGCGGGGGACAUCGAGACCACGUGGAGGAGCGGCAAAAUAGCGUCCAUGAUAGGCGUCGAGGGUGGUCACUCUCUCGAUUCGAGCCUGGCGGUUUUGAGGCUCUACUACGACCUCGGGGUUCGUUAUCUGACCAUGACCCACAACUGCAACACACCGUGGGCCGAUGCAUCGCCUGUGAAUGAUGGAUAUGUAUACAAUCUGACGGAAUUCGGGCAGACGGUGGUUCACGAGAUGAAUCGAAUUGGGAUGCUAAUUGAUCUGUCUCACGUCUCUCACAACGUCAUGCGAGAAGUGCUCGCGGUAACGAGGGCUCCCGUUAUAUUCUCGCAUUCGUCCGCUUUCAGCGUAUGCAACCACUACAGAAACGUCCCCGACGAUGUCCUACAUUUGGUCAAAAAGAACAACGGUAUCGUUAUGGUGAACUUCUACAGCGAGUUCGUGAACUGCAACUCUUCGAGGAACGCAACGUUGGAGGAUGUCAUAAGACAUAUAAAUUACAUUCGAAAUCUUAUCGGGACGGACUAUGUGGGUAUCGGUGGAGAUUACGACGGUGUAAACUCAAUGCCGGUGGGAUUGGAAGAUGUCUCAAAGUAUCCCGAUCUAUUCGACCGUUUGUAUGAGAGUCGAGAGGGAGAGCCAACGUGGACUAAGGAGGAUUUAGAAAAAUUGGCGGGAAGAAAUCUUAUUCGAGUUUUCCAAGCUGUGGAAACGGUGCGGGUUUUGUUGUCGUCUGAAUCGCCUCGAGAAGAUGUUAUAACAGGAAAAGAAUUAUAUAUCGCGCAAAAAAGAGAAGGGCUCACUCCAGGCUCAUGCCAAAGUGCAAUCGAAUGGGACAAUGUAAAUGCAACAGAUAUUGAACAAUCUGUUAACUUAAAUACUAUUAAAACUAGAUCGGUGUACAAAAGACUCGAGGUGGACGGUUGUUAAAACAGCAGAGAUUAUGUAAAAAAAAAACAUGUGAUAUGUGAUACUUUAUUAACAAAUAAUUAACAUUAAAAGGCAAAGUAUAAAAA
Molecule: messenger RNA, 1731 nt
Organism: Temnothorax curvispinosus
Lineage: Eukaryota; Metazoa; Arthropoda; Insecta; Hymenoptera; Formicidae
Product: dipeptidase 1-like
Exons: 11
Coding region: 305-1645 (446 amino acids)
Biological process (GO): proteolysis
Molecular function (GO): metallodipeptidase activity
Source: RefSeq, a predicted model, not a curated record